Chara braunii is the source of this 2224-nucleotide messenger RNA. NCBI's taxonomy places the organism in Eukaryota, Viridiplantae, Streptophyta, Charophyceae, Charales, Characeae. The record is from the annotation of a GenBank genome assembly.
CGCUACAAGCCCGCGUUUAAGACGCGAUAUGGGCAUUUCAAAUGGCUGGUUAUGCCAUUUGGCCUUACGAAUGCCCCGACCACUUUCCAAGCGGCUAUGACAACGGAGUUCAGACACAUGCUGGAUCGAAUCGUACUUAUCUACCUCGACGACAUCCUGGUAUACAGCCGGAGUUUGGACGAGCAUGUGGAACACCUGCGCACCGUUUUGGAGCGGCUACGACAAGCCAAGUACAAAGCCAACCGCGACAAAUGCGAAUUCACGCGGCAGGAGCUGGAGUACUUGGGACAUUAUGUGACACCGCAAGGCAUCUGUCCGCUUGCGGACAAGAUCGAGGCCCUCAGCGUAUGGCCCGAGCCCACCAACACCACGGACGUUCGUUCAUUCAUGGGGUUGGCGGGCUAUUAUCAACGAUUCAUCACCGAAUACUCAAGGAUUGUUGCACCCAUGACGCAAUUACAAUCGCCGAAGGUGCCAUUCGUAUUCGAUGACGACGCACGCCGGUCAUUCCAAGCACUCGAGACGGCCAUGCUCAUGGCACCCGUCCUUAGCAUCUAUGACCCCACCCUGCCGACGAGAGUCACUACGAACGCUUCCGGCUAUGGCAUUGGGGCAGUCUUGGAACAGCACGACGGCGACGACUGGCACCCUGUGGAGUAUUUCAGCCACAAAGUGCCUCCCAUCAACUCGCUUGAUGAUGCAAGGAAGAAGGAGCUGCUCGCAUUUGUCAUGGCUCUCAAGCGAUGGCGGCACUUCCUCCUUGGGCAUCGUAGGUUCACAUGGGUUACGGACAACAACCCACUGACUUACUACAAGCCGCAGGAUACACUAUCUUCGGAUCACCCGCCGGCCAGCCACUAUCGCAUCGUCGAUAGGUACUUGCUCCUGCACUCGCGGGGCAAGGACUUACUAUGUGUCCCACGCGACCACCGUCUUCGGACUCGCCUCCUCGGCGAGUAUCAUGAUUUGCGACUCGCCGGCCAUUUCGGAGUCAAACGCACUAUUGCACGGCUUCGACAGCGAUUCCGAUGGCCCGACCUCAUCACCGACGUCACUAGGUAUUGCGACUCGUGCGAAGUUUGCCGACGAAGCAAACCCCGCAACCGCAACCCCUACGGCGAGCUGCGUCCGAUGUCGAUCCCGCAGGAACCCGGUCUCUCCAUUGCCAUGGAUGUCGUCGGACCAUUCCCCCGCGACCGCCUCAGACACGACGGCAUCCUCACGGUCGUGGACCGAUUGAGUAAGUACGCGCGUUUUCUCCCUUGCAAGUACUACUUCACGGCUCCCGAGUUGGCAAGCCUCCUGCACACCGGCUGGAUUUGCGGCCAUGGUGUACCAGAAGACAUAGUCAGCGACCGCGACACUCGUUUCAUGUCGGCAUUUUGGACUGCGCUCAUGGAGGAGUCCGGCACGAAGAUGAAGCCAAGUUCGGCUCGGCACCCACAGACAGACGGGCAGACGGAGCGGGCACAUCAGACCGCUCCAAUGAUGCUUCGUACGCUCAUCCGUCAGGACCAAAAAGAUUGGGUUGACCGCCUCCCCGACAUCGAGUUCGCCUACAACACUUCGGUGCAUCCGGCGAUCGGCGUGACUCCAUUCGAGUUGCACCUCGGUGGACGGAAAGGUCGUAUCUUCGCCAACCUUCUCCUCCCACGACCAGCCGACAUCCAUGUCGCUUGCUCUCCCGCUUCAGUCCAAAAGUACAGGGAAUUGCUGGCUCAAGCCUGCGCGAAUAUGCAAAAGGCUCAAGUCGGCAUGCAGCAGCAAGCCAACAGGCAUCGCGUGCCAUGUCCCAUCCGCGCCGGCGACCUAGUUUGGGUUUUCACGGAAGAGUUUGCAUUGGAACAGGAUGUCUCACGCAAACUGCUUCCCAAGUGGUUUGGACCAUGGCUCGUAACAUCAGCCGCGGGCGAUGAGCCCGAUGGCCCUUCAUUUGUGAUCAACAUCCCCCCGCGUCUGACGGUCCAUCCAAUCUUUCACGCCUCGAAGCUGGCAACAGCCACGCCAGCUAAGAGCAACGACUUUCCGGGCCAACGAUCGCAGGACCCUCCUUCUAUGGAUGGUCAUCAGGAAGUUGACCGCGUCAUCACCGAUCGCAAGUACGGCAUCAAGCCGUGACAGUACAAAGUUACAUUCAACGCAUGCGAUGGCGACGACACUUGGUGGAUUUCAGGAGCAGAUUUGAAAGCAUCCGCAUUGCUGAUCUACGCGCAUUAUGAGAAGC